Molecule: messenger RNA, 465 nt
Organism: Parnassius mnemosyne (clouded apollo)
Lineage: Eukaryota; Metazoa; Arthropoda; Insecta; Lepidoptera; Papilionidae
Source: the annotation of a GenBank genome assembly
UUGGGUGACAUUAAAGUAAAUUGUCUGCUGUAUGCUGAUGAUGCAGUGCUUAUUGCACCAUCAGAGGCAGAACUGCAGGCAUUAGUCACGUGUAUGAAAGAGGAAUGUGAAAUUAAAGCAAAAAGACCGCCAGUUGAAGAAACAGCAUCUUUUCUCCAAUCGUUGUUGGCCUCACAUGGACCCAAUUAUCUGGAGAAGCUAUUCGGAAGCAAAGCGCGUGAUGCACUGGAACCACUUGGUGGGGUUGAGAAAGUUGCCAUCGCCCUGUCUGAAUCUCAAACUAUCGAAGACUUCGGAGCAGCUCUGCAUCUAAUGAGAUCGGACUUGGAACACCUCCGCUCCGUCUUCAUGGCUGUCGAGAACGGCGACCUCGGAAUGCUGAAGUCCCUCGGUAUCAAGGACUCCGAAUUGGGAGACGUGAAAUUCUUCCUGGAGAAACUGGUGAACACCGGUUUCCUUGAUUGA